Messenger RNA from Aspergillus eucalypticola CBS 122712, 1912 nucleotides. RefSeq names its product putative amino acid permease family protein. Gene Ontology annotation, biological process: transmembrane transport. Lineage: Eukaryota; Fungi; Ascomycota; Eurotiomycetes; Eurotiales; Aspergillaceae. Gene Ontology annotation, molecular function: transmembrane transporter activity. Gene Ontology annotation, cellular component: membrane. Bases 296 to 1912 code for a protein of 538 amino acids. The record is from RefSeq and is a predicted model, not a curated record. The transcript has 2 exons.
ACGAGCAUCUCUUCCAUGACCAAUUGAUCAUUAACUUGGUCAUUAUCAUUCUGAUAACCAUCUUACCUUUCCGAACUAAGCAUGCUGGCCUUGUGAGGGGAAGCCCGAGAAUCCCCAUGCCCUUGCAUCCUUAGACUUGUUCAUAUAUGAACCGUCCCCUCAGCACCUAAAGCCAGUUAUAUGAAUUUGCAGAAAAUGGACAAUUGGGUGCACAACUUGUCCAUCGAUCUCGUUGCUCUCCCGCUUGGCUGAAUUGAUUUUUGUGAUUGUGCAUUUUCAUCCAUUUUAUUUCCGGAUGCCGAUGGACUUGGAAAACAACGGGCCGAUCAAACCGAUCCAGUCGGUCGACCAGAGCGUUCAAGAUGCUCACGAUCUUGCGGCCAUGGGCCAUGACCAGGCCAUGACUCGAAAAUUUGACAUUUGGAGCAUGUUGUCUCUCGCGUUCUGUGUCUUAGGCACCUACUCUACUUUCGCACAGGAUUUGGAUAGCGGACUCACCAAUGGCGGCUCCAUAACCAUACUUUGGGGUCUCGUGCUGGUCACGGCCUGCAACCUGUGUGUCGCAGUUUCGCUUGGAGAGCUCACCAGUAGUAUGCCGACCGCUCUGGGCCAGGCGUAUUGGGUGUUUCGACUUUGGGACACCCCGCUGGGUCGAUUCACCUCGUACAUGUGCGCAUGGAUCAACAUGUUCGGCUGGUGGACCUUGACCGCGUCCCAGGUUGCUUUCAUGGCCGAGUUCCUCCUGGGCAUGAAAGUCAUGUUCGAUAACUCGUGGGGCGGGGCCAACACUGGGUGGCUAAAUUUCGUCGUCUACAUUUGCACAGUUCUGGUGUUAACUGUCAUCAACCUAGUCGGCUGUAGGAAGGAAAAGGUCCUCCCAUGGCUCAACAACUUUGUCGGCAUAUGGUUUACCGGCCUAUUCGUCGUCUUGUCACUUGCGCUGCUCAUCUCCGUCGGCGUGAAGAAAGAUCUCUCCUUCCAACCAGCGUCUUUCGUCUUUGGAGCUUGGAUGAACGAAACCGGUUGGGGAAACGGGGUCGUUUGGUUCACGGGCCUAGUGCAGGCCGCUUAUGGUCUUACGGCUUUUGAUGCCGUUAUUCAUAUGGUCGAGGAGAUUCCCGCCCCGCGUCGCAAUGCCCCGAAAGUCAUGUGGCUUUCCGUACUCAUGGGGGCCAUCACUGGUUUUAUCUUCAUGAUGGUCUGCUUGUUUUGCAUCCAGGACGUCAACGAGGUCAUCAACUCUCCAACCGGCCUGCCGUUCAUGGAGUUGAUGGUGGAGACAGUAGGCCUGGAAGGUGGGGCCACUCUCAUCGCUUUAUUCAUCUUUAAUGGCCUGGGCCAGGGAAUCAGUAUUCUAACGACCGCUUCCCGACUAACUUGGGGCUUUGCACGAGAUGGUGGCUUACCUUGGAGCGGAUACUUCAUGCUGGUCGAUCCGGUAUGGAAGGUUCCGGCACGAGCACUCUGGUUCCAGGGCUUUUGGAUUGCAUUGGUCGGAAUUCUUUAUCUUUUCGCUAACACGGUGCUCGAUGCGAUCCUGAGUGUUAGUACGAUCGCGUUGACCAUCUCAUAUGGUCUUCCCAUUGCUGCCCUUCUGGUAGUUGGGCGCGAUAAGCUUCCACCCGGCCAGUUCCAUCUGGGACGGUGGGGGACGCUGAUCAAUUGGGUCAGCAUUAUCUACUGCAUUAUCACGACAGUAUUCUUCCUGUUCCCCGGGUCCCCGAACCCGUCACCUAGCGAUAUGAAUUAUGCGAUCGCCGUGUUUGGAGUGAUGCUGGUGGUCGCCGUUGGAUUCUGGUUCGUACAAGGAAACCGCACGUAUUUGAAGACUGAGGAUGCCAUCGACCAGAUGAUUCAGGCACAGAGGCUUGAAGUCAACACGGCGACACAGGCGCAAGAUAAGAAGGAAUAG